AUGGUUAAAAAAUUAGAACUUUCGUCUAAAACGCAACCUGACGUUGAACCAAAAAGAAUUGACUCAAGUGAAUUGACCGAUCCUCCUGCUUUAUCCAGACAAAAUACAAGGGCCGUUAAAAAGUUCUAUAAAGCUAUUGAAGUUAGAUGCAAAGAUUUUAAUGAAUCUAGCUAUACCGAAAGUAUUUUAGUAACGCUUCAAAAUCUGACCUCAGUUUGCCCAUACAUCCUCCGCUUUUAUGGUCUUUCCAAAGUUGAUACCAGAGAUGUCAUGGUUUUUGAAUGGGCCGAAUAUGGUUCUCUAAAAGAUAUUUACGAAGGAUAUUAUAUUCCAUGGCAUAGAAAAAUUCAAAUUAUUCGUGAUAUUUGUUGUGGCCUUGUGUUUUUGCGUAAUUCAGACCUUUUCCAUCACGAUCUUAGAUGCGAAAAUGUUUUAAUGACACGGAACCUGGAACCAAAACUUGGAAAUUUUAAAUACGCGCGUAAGAAAGGAGCAGAAACAAAGAACCUUUCGAAUGUAGUAAAAAUUAUUUAUAAUUGGAUGGCCCCAGAGCUGAUAAAAAAAUACAUGGAUGAAAAAUAUAAAGAAAAUGUUUACACAUUCAAUUGUGAAAUGUUUAGUUUCGGAAUGCUUUUUUGGGAGCUUUGUUAUGAAAAAUCUCCGUAUAAAAAUUGGAAUCCCGAAAAAAUUUCAAGACAAGUUUUAAGUGGUAACCGAGAAAAACUUGUGCGUGGAAAAUUUGUAAACACUGAGGACAAAGAAAUUCAAGAAGAAUUUAUUACCUUAAUUGCAAAAAUGUGGAAACAAAUACCGGAACAAAGAAUAGAAAUUCAGAAGCUUCAUUCGAAGCUUGAGGAAUUGGCAUCAAGCUAUCCUAUUCGAGUAGAAGAUCCUAUGCUGUUAAAGGAUGGUAGUUAUAAUUUCGAGGUAGAAGAAGAAGAAAUAACGUCAAUUAACUUG
Acaulospora morrowiae is the source of this 960-nucleotide messenger RNA. The record is from the annotation of a GenBank genome assembly. Lineage: Eukaryota; Fungi; Glomeromycota; Glomeromycetes; Diversisporales; Acaulosporaceae.